Molecule: messenger RNA, 407 nt
Organism: Physeter macrocephalus (sperm whale)
Lineage: Eukaryota; Metazoa; Chordata; Mammalia; Artiodactyla; Physeteridae
Product: D-3-phosphoglycerate dehydrogenase-like
Exons: 2
Coding region: 99-392 (97 amino acids)
Molecular function (GO): phosphoglycerate dehydrogenase activity; NAD binding
Source: RefSeq, a predicted model, not a curated record
CCUGCCCAGUUACACGAGCCAGCCAGCCGGAACAGCAGCUUCUCCGUUUAGGUGUUUCUGCCCAGGGAGAGCUGCCGAUUCCGAAGCCGACUCCAGCAAUGGCCUUUGCAAAUCUACGUAAAGUGCUUAUCAGUGAUAGCCUGGACCCUUGCUGCCGGAAGAUCCUGCAAGAUGGAGGGCUGCAGGUGGUGGAGAAGCAGAACCUGAGCAAAGAGGAGCUGAUAGCCGAGCUGCAGGACUGCGAAGGCCUUAUUGUCCGCUCGGCCACCAAGGUGACCUCUGAUGUCAUCAACGCGACCAAGAAGCUGCAGGUGGUGGGCCGGGCUGGCACAGGUGUGGACAAUGUGGAUCUGGAGGCUGCAACAAGGAAGGGCAUCCUGGUCAUGAAGUAAGUUGUGGAAGUGGUG